CCUCCUCCCUCCCUUCCUUCCUUGCCACGGCCACCGCCCACCGACGGCGAACCCACCCGACCCCGCUCCUCCGCCGACGCCGGCCCAUUUUCCAGGACGAGAUCCGGGGGGCUCUGCUCCCCACGUAACCCCCCAAUCCCCACCCGCGCCCGGUCCAGUCCCCCGAGCCCAGCAGAUUCGGAUCCGCCGGCGAUGGAUCCCGCGGAGGAGAGCUCUCCGCCGCCUGCGGACGUCCACGAGGAGCCCGCGGAGGCGGUGGAAGAAGAUAAGGCGGCGGCGGCGGCGGUUCAGGUGGAGCCCGCGGCGCCGGUAGAGGAAGAGCGGGCGGCGGAGAGAGGAAGCGAUCACGCCGGUGAGGGCGGCGCGGAGCGGAGCCGGGAGGAGCUGGAGCGGGUGGUCAUGGAGCUCAGCUUCCAGAACGAGUACCUAAAGUCCCAGAUCGCGGCGAGCAGCGCCGAGGGCGCCAGCAGGGAGAGGGGCGCGGAGGAGGGGUCGGAGCUCGUGAGGGGCUUGAGGGAGCAGGUCGAGAGGCUGAGGAAGGAGGUGGAGGAGCAGAAGCAGACGCAGAGAGCCACGGAGAAGGCCCUCGAGCACGUCAAUGUCGCCUACGCCGAGGCGGACGCCAAGGUCCAGGACCUCACCGCCAAGCUCACCGAAGCUCAGCAGAAAAUGGAUAAAGAAAUAAAAGAGCGAGAUGACAAAUACGUUGAGUUGGAUACCAAGUUCCAGAGGCUUCACAAGCGUGCUAAGCAACGGAUACAGGAUAUACAGAAGGAAAAGGAUGACCUGGAAGCUCGCUUUAAUGAAAUUAACCAGAAGGCUGAGCAGGCCUCUUCUCUCCAGUUGGCAGCACAGCAAGAAGUGGAACGUGCUCGUCAGCAGGCUAGUGAGGCUUUACGGUCAAUGGAUGCUGAAAGGCAGCAACUACGAACGGUGAACAGCAAGUUAAGAGCUAACCUUGAUGAGUCACGUGUUGCACUGGAGGCCAGGAAUAAUGUCCUUGAGAAGUUGCGACAAUCAUUGCUUGAAAAAGAACAGUUGUUAGAGCAAACCCAAGCAUCACUUCAAUCUGCGGAAGAAAAGAGAAAUACAUAUAUUGCGGAGCUUACUGCUAAGCAUCAGAAGCAAUCUGAAAGCUUGGAGGCACAGCUAGCUGAGGUUUCUGCAGAGAGGACAAAGGCAUCUGAAACAAUUAAAUCUCUGCAGAUGGUGCUUGUCGAGAAAGAUUCUGAAAUAGCUGAAAUUGAAGCAGCUUCAACUGGAGAAGCUGCUCGAAUUAGAGCUUCCAUGGAGGAGGUUAAAGGCGAGCUUGCUCAUCUAAAGGACCAACAUGAAAAAGAAAGGCAAAACUGGGAAACCACUUGUGAAUCCCUUAGGACAAAAUUGGAAGCAUCAGAAAGUGCAUGCCUUAGAUCUGAGAUAGAAUCUGCGAAAGUUAAAAGUCAACUGGAGUUGGAGUUGUCAAAACAAAAUCAAUUGUUACAAAGCAAAGAUUCUGAUCUACAGGCUGCAAAAGCUGAGAUUAGUCGUCUGGAAAGUGAAUUUUCCGCAUAUAAGGUCCGCGCACAUGCACUUCUGCAAAAGAAGGAUGCAGAGCUGAACACAGCUAAAAACUCAGAUUUGCUUAAAGCAAAUGAAGAAGCAAUGAUGGAAGCUGAAAAGGAAAUUUCAGUUGCCUUAGCAGAAAGAGAUAAAGCCAUCCACGACCUUCAAGUUGCUCAAUCCAAAUAUGGUGAAGAUAUUGAAGCAAGGGAUUUGGCUCUUGCUGAUUCUGACAAAAAAUUAAAGAAUGCCAUGGAAAAAUUGGAUUCUCUUACUUCUAAAUUCCUAUCGGAAAAAGAAUCAUGGGAGAAAAACCUGGCAAGUGUAGAGGAAAGCUGGAGAUUAAAAUGUGAAUCUAUGAAGGCUCAGAGCAAUGGGCAUGCUGGAGAUGAACUUAAGAAGAACUUGGUGGAGUUGACAUUGAAAUAUGAGAAACUGAAGGAUGAGCAUGAUUCUUUCCGUGAUAUUGCUGAUAGAAUGCUUGAAGAGAAGGACCGGGAGGUGGCUAAGCUCCUCAGGGAAAACAAGGAUCUUCAUAGUUCUUUAGAGGCUAAAGCAGCAAUUAGCAACAAUGGGAAUCAAAAUCCAGGACCUGUUAAACAGGAUGCAAUGGACAUUGAACUGGCUGAGCAGCAAAUUCUGCUUCUUGCACGGCAACAAGCACAAAGAGAAGAGGAAUUGGCUCAGUCACAGAGGCAUAUAUUAGCACUUCAACAAGAAAUUGAGGAGCUUGAGCGUGAGAAUCGCCUUCAUGAUCAACAGGAAGCAAUGUUGAAGACUGAGCUUCGUAAUAUGGAGAGAUCACAAAAACGAGAAGGAAUAGAUAUGACAUAUCUAAAAAAUGUGAUUCUAAAGCUUCUGGAAACAGGGGAAGUGGGAGCAUUGCUGCCUGUGGUUGCAACAUUACUACAAUUUAGCCCUGAAGAGCUAACGAAGUGUCAGCACGGUGUCCUUUCAACCGUGGCUUCAUCGCAAGCUGCUGCGGUACCGGACGGUGGAUCCACGCCGAAUUCGUUCUUUUCAAGAUUCACAUUCUAGUAGAGAGAGGUACAGGACAUAGAUUAACAUUCUAGCUGGGGAGUAGCCGGAGAGGAUGCUAUUUGCGUUGGUGAUCCACGAAAUCCCAGCGGUUUUUGCUGGCCAUGGACUAUUCUAUUUGUUUAUUGUUUCCAGUUUGCCUCUUCCUCUCGUCACGUUCUGUAAAACUAGUGUAUAUAAACAUCAUGAACAUCCGUGGCGCAUAUGGGUUCAGGGACAGCUGAAAAAUGAAUAGUCCGAUAGGAAGAAAUAUAUUGUUCUCUAUGACGAGGAAAAAUGUUGUACAAUCACAUUACCUUGAGUAUUUGAAAACGAAAAUCGUGAAUCAUACUGAUUUG
Molecule: messenger RNA, 2918 nt
Organism: Oryza brachyantha (malo sina)
Lineage: Eukaryota; Viridiplantae; Streptophyta; Magnoliopsida; Poales; Poaceae
Product: protein GRIP
Exons: 21
Coding region: 193-2580 (795 amino acids)
Biological process (GO): reciprocal meiotic recombination
Source: RefSeq, a predicted model, not a curated record